Helobdella robusta is the source of this 792-nucleotide messenger RNA. RefSeq lists its product as hypothetical. The record is from RefSeq and is a predicted model, not a curated record. NCBI's taxonomy places the organism in Eukaryota, Metazoa, Annelida, Clitellata, Rhynchobdellida, Glossiphoniidae. The transcript is spliced from 7 exons. Bases 1 to 792 code for a protein of 263 amino acids.
AUGACCCAACAACAAGAAAAAGAUGGAGGGAUGCAAGGCAACUCGAUUCUCUGGCAGGGAGACAACACGUUGGAGGGCUGCUUCCAUCUUUGUAGCGAGCAUAACUUCUCUUAUGUCAGCGUCAUGGUCAGGUUUCUUGUCAUUGUGCCAUCAAAAUUCAUGUUUGCUUCCUUGGCAUUUUCUGAAGUUGAAGCCUUUGAUAGAGCUACUGCCGAAGAAAACGUGAGAAUGGAACUUUCGGGGAACGUGCUUCUUAUAAAGUCUGCACAGAGUUUUCAGUGUCUCUGUGGCAACUCAAUUAAUUUGAAACAUCACAUUCCUUUCAGAAGAUGUGGAAACAUUUCAGAUGACCUCUUGGUGUAUGCAGUGAAAUCUGAAGUGGAUAUAAGUGGACAAAACUUGGAACAUAAUUUUUGUCCGAAUGAUGUUUCGUACUCGUCUGCUAAUUAUUGCGGCCUGGGAAUUUGUGAACACGGUUGGAAAGGAGAAUUUUGUAACGUUGGAGAAAUCAAAACAGUGGCAGACAAUACAGUUGGAUUGAAAAUUGGGUUAAUUUUCUUUUUUGUGGUCUCAACACUUCUCAGUAUUGUUCUCCUAUCGCUGAUUGCCUACAUCUCGUACAAGACAAUCAACAAGAGAAGAAGUCGCCUGAAAACAAACAUUCACGAUCGUCAGCCCUCAGGCAAGCAGCUUCACAUGAACAGUUUCAAUUUAGUUACAACGAUUGUUGUAUCAAACAAAAUGCACAUUCCGACAGCAAAUACUCUGAACAUCGUGAAGGCAACUUAUUAA